AUGACCUCUCAUUCGUCCACCCCUCAAUCUUCAGGUGCCACACUCAGGAUUCCACCAUCCACCCCAGCUCGUCAGCUCCGGACCCGUUCUCCACAGCAACCUUCUCCAGGUUUUGUGUUCACCGGUUCAGAUUCACGUCGUAGGCUCACAAACAACAGCGAGAACCCCUCAUCUCGCCCUACAAACACCCCAGCUCGUCAUUCAAGCGCAACUAGCCCCACGACCGAAUCCCCCAAGGUUGCUGCAGUGUCCAAGAAACGAGUUCGAGAGGAUGCUGGGACUGCUACCAGUAGUAACAGUCAGACGGUCAGUAAGAAGAAAAAAACUGCCCCCAAGAAACAAGGGAAAGACCAGGAAGAUGUUCCUGUUGUAAUCGAUGUUGACCAAGAUUCAUCAGGAGAUGAAAACGAAGAUAGCCGGCCUGGUCGUAAGGGCGACGUUGUUGAGCUUCUUCGGUACUUCGGAAAUCCCAAGCACAAGGACGGCGAGGUUUGCCAUUUCCGUUUGUGUUUUUGA
Melampsora larici-populina 98AG31 is the source of this 516-nucleotide messenger RNA. RefSeq lists its product as uncharacterized. The transcript is spliced from 2 exons. The record is from RefSeq and is a predicted model, not a curated record. Bases 1 to 516 code for a protein of 171 amino acids. NCBI's taxonomy places the organism in Eukaryota, Fungi, Basidiomycota, Pucciniomycetes, Pucciniales, Melampsoraceae.